Peronospora farinosa is the source of this 402-nucleotide messenger RNA. The record is from the annotation of a GenBank genome assembly. NCBI's taxonomy places the organism in Eukaryota, Oomycota, Peronosporomycetes, Peronosporales, Peronosporaceae.
AUGGGAAUGCAACCAAAAGUCCUGCUGCUUCGUAUCCAGCGGUCGCAACUCCACAUUCAACGGUCACAACUCCGCCACGUCAAGUCCCCUCGCGCACUCUUGAAGCGCUCGAAUUUUCGUCGCCAUUUCCACCCGGUGCCCAUCGAGCUGCCGGAGGAUGUGCGUGUGCUCAAGCAGAAAAUCCUCAAGACGCACCCAGUUAAGCUCACACGCUUCAGCCUCGGCCACAUGCGGUGCGUGGCUACCCCACCGGUGGUAAUUCCUGACAAACUCAAAGACCGACGAGCUUUGCGCACAAUCGUGUCGGGCAAGAGCGUGCCGCUCACAAUGGGCAUGUGGGAAAACUGCAAGAAGAAAGCCAAGCACCUGGACUUGAUCGACGAGUAUGUCACCUACCGGUGA